CCGAUCGCCGGAUCAUCCAAACCAUCUCCCCUCGCCGCCCGGCCGCCCGCGCCCUCUUUUUGGAGCCUUGCGCCGCGGCCCUUCCCCCUGUCCGAAUCCGCCUCGACGUGUCCGCCUCCUCCCUCCCCUCCCCGUGCGCUCGCCUUUUGGUGCGCUCUUGGUAUCUAUGCUCGACUCCCGUGCCCUCCCCCGCCUCCUCCUCCUCAUCUCUGCGGCUCUGCCACGCUUCCUUCCUCCUGUCUUGCGUGCUUCUUCGCCCGUCCACUCCGCUUCGAUCUCUUGGCUGGCGGCAUUGCGUGCGGGGGCGUGACGAUGUCGUCGGCGGUGGAGGCGGCCAUCUCCUGCUCCAAGGUAGACGUCCCCGCGGCGCCGGAGCCGGAGGAGGCCAAGGCCAAGAACGCGGCGGCGGAGCACGGCGGCGACGCGGCGAACGGCGAGGCGACGCCGCCGCCGCCGCAUUGCCACGAGGACGAGGAGGACGAGGAGGAGGCCCCCAAGGUCAUCGACCUCGGCCCCCGCGUCAGCAUCAAGGACCAGCUCGAGAAGGACAAGGACGACGAGAGCCUGCGGCGGUGGAAGGAGCAGCUCCUCGGCAGCGUGGAUUUGAACUCCGUCGGAGAGACGCUGGAGCCGGACGUGAAGAUAAUGAGCCUGUCGAUCCUGUCCCCCGGCCGCCCCGACAUCUUCCUGCCGCUGCCGGUGGAGCCCAACGCCAAGGGCGUGUGGUUCACCCUCAAGGAAGGCUCUCCCUACCGGCUCAAGUUCACCUUCUCCGUCAGCAACAACAUCGUCUCCGGCCUCCGCUACACCAACACCGUCUGGAAGACCGGCCUCAAAGUUGACAGGGCCAAGGAGAUGCUCGGCACGUUCAGCCCCCAGCUGGAGCCCUACACCUACGUGACGCCGGAGGACACCACACCGUCUGGAAUGUUCGCCCGGGGUUCCUACUCUGCCAGGACCAAGUUCCUCGACGACGACCGGAAGUGCUACCUGGAGAUCAACUACACCUUCGACAUCCGCCGGGAGUGGCCGUCGACGAGCUGAUCACUCGUUGGGUUCAGAGCAGAUCACUUGUUUCGUUUGUGUGUUCCUUCUUUUUUUUGCCUGUUCCGUUGGGUUCGUGCCGUCUUCCCUAGGUUUGUAUUCGUCCUGUGUGACUGCGCGUGUGUGAAUAUCGUUUCCUUCUGUUUUGUCAGUUGGCUGUUGUGUUGGCAACGUCCGCAGACGGGUUCAGUGAGGUCGGUUGUCCAUCGGUGUGGGCGUGUUGAACUUGUGUCCGGGUCUCGUUUCCAAACUGCCUGUUGAAUUCAGAGCGAUGGAAUGGAGCUGCUUUCUACGUAAUGCACUCUUGACAGGGCUUUGUUUUGUAA
Molecule: messenger RNA, 1370 nt
Organism: Panicum virgatum (switchgrass)
Lineage: Eukaryota; Viridiplantae; Streptophyta; Magnoliopsida; Poales; Poaceae
Product: rho GDP-dissociation inhibitor 1-like
Exons: 6
Coding region: 313-1044 (243 amino acids)
Biological process (GO): Rho protein signal transduction
Cellular component (GO): membrane; cytosol; cytoplasm
Molecular function (GO): Rho GDP-dissociation inhibitor activity; protein binding
Source: RefSeq, a predicted model, not a curated record